This is a messenger RNA of Sinocyclocheilus grahami, 974 nucleotides long. Its product is annotated as serine/threonine-protein phosphatase PP1-beta catalytic subunit-like. Gene Ontology annotation, molecular function: protein serine/threonine phosphatase activity. Gene Ontology annotation, cellular component: nucleus; cytoplasm. The annotation marks the transcript as partial. The record is from RefSeq and is a predicted model, not a curated record. Lineage: Eukaryota; Metazoa; Chordata; Actinopteri; Cypriniformes; Cyprinidae. The transcript has 3 exons.
UGUGUGUGUGUAUGUGUUUCAGGGCUGCUGUGUGAUCUGCUGUGGUCGGACCCUGAUAAAGACGUUCAGGGUUGGGGUGAGAACGAUCGCGGCGUGUCCUUCACCUUCGGUGCGGAUGUGGUCAGCAAAUUCCUCAACCGGCACGAUCUGGAUCUCAUCUGCCGCGCGCAUCAGGUGGUCGAGGAUGGUUACGAGUUCUUCGCCAAACGCCAGCUGGUCACGUUGUUCUCGGCGCCGAAUUACUGCGGCGAGUUUGACAACGCUGGAGGAAUGAUGAGCGUCGACGAGACCCUGAUGUGCUCCUUCCAGAUCCUGAAGCCGUCGGAGAAGAAGGCGAAGUAUCAGUACGGCGGGAUGAACUCGGGGCGACCCGUGACUCCGCCCAGAACGGCCACGCCCCCAAAGAAGCGCUGAGGGGGCGGAGCCACAACUCUAGUCUGGCAUGAAGACUGUCUUGAAAAUACAAAUGUAGUUAAAGAAAUCACGUUGUUGUUUUUUUUUUUUCUUUUAAGGCAUAUUUUAUUUUGCGUUUGGUUUGAUUUGACCUCUGAAUCUCUCUGUGUGCUGCUUUCGUUUGACUGUAACGUCACGUUUCCCAGUGUUUGAACACUCGCUCUGGUCGCGUAUCAGGGCGCUUCAUUGCAGCUUUUCUCGACUGCUCUGCGUCUAACAGGACGAUGUGCGUCGACUAGGUGUUUUUGUAGUCAGGCGUUUCACUCUUCGGGCCUGUUUGAGUCAAACCGGUUCAUAACAUCUGGAUUUUCAGUAAUAAAGUUUAACGAAGCUUUGACGUGCCAGUAUGUUUUGAAGCCUCUUGUAUGACGUGUCUCUUAUAAACUGUGUCCCUUUAUUAGUUUCUACUAAAACUGUGUGCUUCACUGGUGAUGAAGAAGCAGAUGUUUGUCUGUAUGUAGUCAGACUGUACUGUAUGGAAACCCGUUUAUAUGAAGAAUAAAGAAAAAAGGUCAUUGCAA